GGCUAGGAGAAAAGGAACCAAGUUUAGUUUUGGAUGUGUCCUUCGGCCUCUCGAAUAUCCGAAAAAAAGUUAUGCUAACCGUGAUCCAUUCGGGGCUAAAGAACAUUGUCAAAGAAGUCCUCACUUGAUAGGUUUGACACCUGCUUGAGAAACCAUUUUCGAGACUACGCAUUUCGCUUUGAACCCUCAUGCUAUUUCACGAUCAUUGAAGAGCUCAACAAGACCAGGCCCACACCACAAGAACACGAACCAAAACCCGGCGACGGAUACAAAACUUAUUGAAAGCAAUUGACGACAACAUGGACGAAAUGGAGCCGAUUGGCAACACAACCCUUGAGGAUGGGAACUCGUCCAUGGGGUUUACCCCGAAAAACUUCUCGGAUUUGCGAUGUGGCCGGAUGGAUCACCAUUACAUCCAGGUCUGGAGCGAGAUGCAAUGGUGGUGUGAGGGCAUACUUUUCACGGCCUUCGGCAUCGUUGGUUUGAUUGCCAAUUUGUUUUCAAUUGGAAUCCUGGCCACCCAAGAGAUGAGAAAGCAUUCCUUCAACCAGCUUCUCAUCGCUCUGGCCGUGUUUGACAUCCUGUUCAUCAUUGUGUCAGUUCCCGUGUACUCGUUCACUCUAUUUGAGCUGUUUGUGGGAAAUCAGGUUUUUUCCUUAUUGUACGUUCAUUUCCUGUACCCGAUGUCGCCCGUGGCCUUGUGCGCCUCCAUUUACAUGACCUUGGCCAUUACCGUGGAGAGAUAUCUGGCAGUUUGCAAACCUCUACUAUACAGAAACCUGAGUCACACGAUGACCAGCUUUAAACGAGCUGCCAUGUACGUGAUGCCCGUGGCUUUGGUCUCGGUGUGUCUCAAUAUUCCCAAGUUCAUGGAGACCCAAGCUAACGUGGGCGACAAUUCCACUGAGAUCGAGAUGGCAGACAUGCGACUGAAUCCCACCUACAUGCUCUAUUACACGAUCAGUCAAAUCUUUCAUCCCAUGUUCACCACGGGCAUCUUGCCUAUGGCUCUUCUAAUAUAUAUGAAUACCUCCAUCUUCUUAGGAAUCCGUCGGACCACAGUUAUGCGCAACCAACGACGCCUCCAAUCGACCUCAGCGACUAACAACAACAACAAUAACAAUACGAAUAACCCGGAGGANGGCAAUGCAAACUGUCAGAGGUCGGCUUCGGAUCGCAACCUGGCGUUUGUACUAAUCGGGAUUGUGAUCAUGCACUUACUCUGUCAUUGUCUCCGCGUAUUCCUCGCCGGGGUGGCCGUUCAUCUGAUCAAGGACACGGUUCAUUGCAUGCGGGAAGAGGGUGGCUACGUGCCACCUUUGUGGUCAAUGGUGGCCGAGUCCGUCUCCAGUCUCAUGAUCAUGAUCAACUUCUCUGGCAAUUUCCUCAUUUAUUGCUCAGUCCUCAAGCCAUUCAAAGAGGCCCUCUCCAAGUUGGUACUCCAUUGUCAGAAACCAAGCGCUGUAGACGAGCCCGUUGUGAAUCUAACUAUGAUGAAUACAUGCGCGACCAUCCCACACUCAGCCCCCAAAAGUGCCAAUGCCAAAUCCAUCAUGGGUCGACUUCGACAAAAACAUGUGGUCACCCUGUGCGUGACGGAAGCUGAAACUAUGGCGGUCAAUUCAAAUGUGGCGCCAGAUUCUGGGACUUCUGCCACCAAUGGACCAGGUUUGGAGGCCAGAAGACGUCGUUUAAUGGCUUGUCCUCAAGAGCGGACACGAGCGGCUCUGAUCGCCCAAAAUAGUGUGAGACAAAGUUUUGAAGAGGAUGACGUAGAAGCGACAAAUGAAGGAAACACUCUCCCUGAAAACGAGGAUCUUAUUGAGAAGAACGGUCAUGUACCCACAAAUUAGCACUUGUGCAAUCCAGUAAAUUAUGUUAUUGGCUGACAGAGUACCCUGUUGAUAUCUCAUUUAAGUAUGGGUCUCAUUGUCCUCUAAUAAGUAUACUUACACGUAUUUCUAAGUGAUUAUGGUGAAAUACCGGAAAACUUGCAUUAUAAAUUCGCGCUGACUCGAUCAAUAUUAGAUUUGAAAAUGAAAAGUCAAUUCUGAUGUUACUCCAAACUCUUUCAAGCUUAAAAGAGGAGAACAAAAUCAUCAAUUUGGUAUAACGUUACGCGUAUUGUACGUAUUUCAUUUUUUGAUUCCAAUCAUUACAUUACUAUGUCAAUAUGCACUCAAACAUUUGUCUUCGAUUGAGAGAUCUUAAGCAAGAAGUGUUAUACCGAACUCUCUCAGAUGGAUAAAUCGAAGUGUGAAAUUGGCGAGGUUCUUUUUGUUCUAAUUAUUACAAUGAUGCAUUAAAGAUGUCUUUUUCUCAGUAUGCAUCUCUCUAGAAAUAAAAAUAUGCUUUUGUA
This is a messenger RNA of Tigriopus californicus, 2359 nucleotides long. RefSeq names its product G-protein coupled receptor daf-37-like. Bases 300 to 1853 code for a protein of 517 amino acids. Lineage: Eukaryota; Metazoa; Arthropoda; Copepoda; Harpacticoida; Harpacticidae. Gene Ontology annotation, molecular function: G protein-coupled receptor activity. The transcript has 6 exons. Gene Ontology annotation, cellular component: membrane. The record is from RefSeq and is a predicted model, not a curated record. Gene Ontology annotation, biological process: G protein-coupled receptor signaling pathway.